AUGGAAGAUGGGAAUCCUGAUUUGUUGCUACAAUCUGAUAACGAGAACGCUAUGGAGAAUUUGAAUAUGGUGGACAAUGAAAAUGUAGGAGAAGAUGUGGCAUUAGUGCCUAAGGUGGGUAUGACGUUUAGUGAUGAGAAGGAAAUUUUUUAUUUCUACAAAAAAUAUGCUUACGCCGUUGGCUUUUCGGUGCGAAAAAGGAAUUCAAAAAAAGGGGGAAGAUGGAGUUAUGAGAUAUAUAGUUUGGGAAUAUGGAGGAUUAACAAAGUGUACCUUGACCACAAUCACAAAACAAGCCCAUCAAAGUCUAGGCUGUACCAAUGCAACAGAAAAUUGAGUGAAAGUGUGAAACGAAAGCUUGAGGUGAAUGAUAUGGCAGGAAUUCCCUUGCAUAAGAGUUAUAAUUCUGCAAUUGUUGAGGCUGGUCGAUAUGAGAACACGACUUUUGUGGAGAAGGAUUGUCGGAAUUACAUUGAACAGAUGAUGACUGCAGACCAAAGAAUGUUUUUUUGGGCAGACAAUAGAUAUAGGCAAUCUUACAGGGAGUUCGGUGAUGCUGUCACUUUUGAUACUACCUACCUCACUAAUAAGUACGACAUGCCAUUUGUCCCUUUCGUUGGCGUAAAUCACCAUGGCCAAUCCACACUGCUUAGCUAUGGAUUGUUGUCGAACGAGGACACAGGGACUUUUGCAUGGUUGUUUAGAACUUCGCUUGAGUGUAUGCAUGGUCAAGCUCCUAAUGCCAUCAUUGCUGAUCAGGACCGGGCAAUGCAAAAUGCCAUUCAAAUUACUCUUCUAAACACGAAGCAUAGAUGGUGCCUGUGGCACAUUAUGAAAAAGUUGCCUGAAAAGUUUGGAUACCACAUUGAAAAGAGCUCGAUAUUUUAUGCUAUACAUGGACUGGUAUAUGAUGCGGAGAAUGUACAAGAAUUCGAAAGAGGUUGGAGGUCGAUGCUCGAUAUGUAUGACUUGCAUGACAAUGCUUGGCUAUCAGGAGUAUAUGAGAACAGAGGUCGGUGGGUGCCUUGUUUUUUAAAAACCACAUUUUGGGCAGACAUGUCCACCACACAACGAAGUGAAAGCAUGAAUGCAUUUUUCGAUGGAUAUGUGCAUUCGAAAACCUCGUUGAAGCAGUUUGUGGAGCAGUACGAAAGAGCAUUAAGAAAUAAGGUGGAGAAAGAGUUCCGGGCAGAUUUUAGGUCCUAUUCCCAGAUGGUUCCGUGUGCGACAACAUACGAAAUGGAAAAGCAAUUUCAAGUGGUUUAUACCAUCGAAAAGUUCAAAGAAAUUCAGCAGGAAUUCACCGAGAAAGUGUAG
Messenger RNA from Olea europaea var. sylvestris, 1317 nucleotides. Its product is annotated as protein FAR1-RELATED SEQUENCE 5-like. The transcript is spliced from 3 exons. Bases 1 to 1317 code for a protein of 438 amino acids. NCBI's taxonomy places the organism in Eukaryota, Viridiplantae, Streptophyta, Magnoliopsida, Lamiales, Oleaceae. The record is from RefSeq and is a predicted model, not a curated record. Gene Ontology annotation, biological process: regulation of DNA-templated transcription.